Molecule: messenger RNA, 2222 nt
Organism: Megalobrama amblycephala (Wuchang bream)
Lineage: Eukaryota; Metazoa; Chordata; Actinopteri; Cypriniformes; Xenocyprididae
Gene: efna5b
Product: ephrin-A5b
Exons: 5
Coding region: 559-1245 (228 amino acids)
Biological process (GO): ephrin receptor signaling pathway; axon guidance; regulation of actin cytoskeleton organization
Cellular component (GO): external side of plasma membrane; plasma membrane
Molecular function (GO): ephrin receptor binding
Source: RefSeq, a predicted model, not a curated record
AGAAGCGCUGGGUUCACAUCCUCACACCUCCCGCCGAACCGAAAGCACAUGAAAUAACUGAUGACCCGCGCGCUCCUUCAUCUCUCCCGCAUUAGAAUGACGGAGUGUGACGCGCGCGUCCGGAUCGCGGGUGUGUUUCUCGAGCUCUGCGUGUAUCCGAAGGGACUUCAGCUCUCCAUCUCAGUCUGAGAUCGCGCUCUGCUCCUGCCGGCAACUUCUCCUCACCUCUGAGAACGGACACAACAUUGACUCUCUCUUGGACUAAGAGUGCGCUCGCGACUUGUGUGGAUGAGAAGCUCCUGCUGAAGUUGAUAAAUAUGUGUGUGUGUUUCAUGUGUUAGAAUGAACCCUUAAAACACCGACUGUGUGAUUUUUGUCUCUCCGACGGCGCAGUCCACAAUUAUUGACCGUAGUGCGGACAUUCACACCACUGACAGAAGAUCGUGGACAUCUCAACACUUGCUCUGACAUCAGCUGUGUCGAGAAGAGCCGAGCCACAGAUGUGAAUGAAAGUGAUCUGAAGAAAGAGGAAUAUACGUGUCCAAGAGUGCUGUAGUGAUGCUGCAAGUGGAAAUGAUCAUAUUCGUGGGUGUGAUUCUGUGGAUGUGUGUAUUUAGUCAAGAGCCCAGCUCAAAGGUGAUGGCUGAUCGAUACGCGGUCUACUGGAACCGAACCAACCCUAGGUUUCAACGUGGAGACUAUCACAUUGACGUCUGUAUAAACGAUUACCUGGACGUGUACUGUCCGCACUACGAGGACUCGGUGCCUGAGGAGAGAGCGGAGCGCUACGUCCUCUACAUGGUCAACUACGACGGCUACAGCACGUGUGACCACACCGCCAAGGGCUUCAAGCGCUGGGAGUGCAACCGGCCGCACUCGCCCAACGGCCCGCUCAAGUUCUCCGAGAAGUUCCAGCUCUUCACGCCCUUCUCGCUGGGAUUCGAGUUUCGACCGGGAAGAGAGUACUACUACAUAUCAUCCAUGAUCACAGAAACCGGGAGAAGGUCGUGUCUCAAGCUGAAAGUGUUUGUGAGACCACCAAAUGGCUGCGAGAAAACCAUAGGCGUUCAUGACCGCGUUUUUGUCGAUGACAAAGUAGACAAUGCAUUAGAACCAAGAGACGACACCAGUCACGAGGCCGAACCCUCCCGGAGUGACGUGUCCACUUCAGGCCUGCGGCACCAAACGUCACGCCCCCUGCUGGCCCUCCUGCUGCUCUGCAUCUCUGUGUUCCUCACCUUAUAGCCCCUCACCUGCCCCCGAACCAGCCCUCCAGAAACCCAACACAUCUGCGCGCGAGCGGACCGGCGCCAGGGAGGCGAGAGGGCUUUGAGAUUCACCAGGAACACUUCUGCUCCGCUUUUGUUUUGUUUUCCAAAUAUUUAAGUGGUCUUUCGCUGUCUUUGAUUAAGAAAAGUCAAUUAGCCGUGCAAAGAAGAAAUGCAGAUCGCCUGUUUAACCAACCAUCAACUACGACGGCCGCUCACAGGGGAUUGGCUGCUGGGCGGAAGGGGGUGGAGUCGUUUUAUUCGUGUCCAUUGGGAGCGAGUCGCUCGUUUUGUCGGUAAUUAGAGCAAGUGUUAAGAAAUGCCGAACACCCUGUGAGAAUUGUUCGUGUUGAAGUGUUCACAUAAAACAGACAUAAACAUCAAACCUUAACCGAGUUCACCGGCUCUGCUGUUAGCGAUAAAUAUACAAAGACUUCUUGCCUUUCGUCCUUCGUCUGCCUUCUCUUAACAAAUUGCAGAAUUCAUUGGAAGAAGCGGUCUGUUAUGCAUCUCUCCGCACGGAUCUUUCCCACUAGAAGGAAGACGCUAGAUGAGUUCGUUAGUCUAAAUAAUCUGAUUUGUGUGAAUUUGGAAUUGAUAUGAGGGACUUGUCUUAGUAGACCACACCACUAAAAACAAUGAUUUUGUAUUUUGUAAGAUAAACUUAACUGCAACAUAAAUAUCUAUAUUUUUCCUAUGACCUUUUAUCAAUUGAUAUGAGAUAUCGACAUUGACGGAUCAUGGAAAUUCUUUUCUUGUCAUAACUGUGUGUCCGACUCUAUUAGGAACCAAAUAUCGAAAGGGGCUCCACACGCAAUGUUUUCCCCUUUCGUAUGGGUGGGAAAAGUAAACGUUUGUUUGAAUAGGCCUUAUACUGUACACAAUACUAAUAUCUCCUGGAAGUGCUUCAAAUUCAGCCUUUCGAUGGGGGAAAUAAAGUGUAGUUUUAUUUCA